AUGUCCGGAAGAUUCCAAGCUGCCGCCCCAAAGGCCCCCUCCACACUUGAGAAGAUCACCAAGAGCCCCUUGUUCACCGUUGGGCUCAACACCGCCUACUUCGUUGCCGGGAUUGCCUUCAUCCAGUCGCCCUUGAUGGAGAUGUUGGUUCCGCAGUUGUAA
Suhomyces tanzawaensis NRRL Y-17324 is the source of this 162-nucleotide messenger RNA. It is a transcript of the gene TOM6, whose product is annotated as Tom6p. Gene Ontology annotation, biological process: protein import into mitochondrial matrix. The transcript has a single exon. The coding region runs from base 1 to 162 and encodes 53 amino acids. Gene Ontology annotation, cellular component: mitochondrial outer membrane translocase complex. The record is from RefSeq and is a predicted model, not a curated record. NCBI's taxonomy places the organism in Eukaryota, Fungi, Ascomycota, Pichiomycetes, Serinales, Debaryomycetaceae.